This is a messenger RNA of Mycetomoellerius zeteki, 2196 nucleotides long. RefSeq names its product regulator of MON1-CCZ1 complex protein bulli (gene Bulli). The transcript is spliced from 10 exons. The record is from RefSeq and is a predicted model, not a curated record. Gene Ontology annotation, biological process: regulation of autophagy. Gene Ontology annotation, cellular component: Mon1-Ccz1 complex; late endosome membrane; lysosomal membrane. NCBI's taxonomy places the organism in Eukaryota, Metazoa, Arthropoda, Insecta, Hymenoptera, Formicidae.
AACUGUCAAGCCUGUGGUAGGAUCAGAUGAUCAGUUAUGCCAGACAUGGAAGCUGAUGAUCGGGGGAAGAAUGAUGAUUACUACCUGGAGCUGUCUCCUGAUCCCAUCAGGUUCGAAUCGGUCAGCUGUCUCACAAAUGUGUUUUUCGAUGAUUCGAAACAGCAAGUAUUUGCUGUUCGCUCAGGAGGCGUUACAGGAGUGCUCGUUAAAGGCCCGGACCAAAACUUAAACUUUCGGAUGGAAGACAGAGGCCCGGUAAUAUCCAUCAAGUUCUCUCCCGAUAUGAAUGUACUUGCAAUUCAGCGAACCAAUUCGUCAGUGGAAUUUGUUAAUUAUUCUUCUGUCUCCGGUUUGGAUCAUGUCGAGUACUCACAGUCAUGCAAAGGGAAGAGUGCCACAAUACUAGGCUUUGUGUGGACUCAUGGCACUGAGAUACUUGUAGUCACAGAUCAUGGAGUAGAACUGUUUCAAGUUAAUCCAGAGAAACGUAAUGUUAAAGCCUUGAAAUGCUUAAGUUUAGGCAUAAACUGGUUUGUAUUCUGCCCCAAGAGUUAUAUGGUAUUAUUGUCAUCUGGUACAGUUGGUAAUCAAAUACAAGCAUUACAUAUUACUCCUGGCAAUCUUCACAAAUUGACUAAGUUUGAAAUUGAACAUAACGUAACAAAACCAGGAAAACUGGCUGUUUCCGAAAGGGAUGUAGCAUUGGCUGUAUUAUAUGGAACUCCUUGUAUAAUUUUAUUACGGCAUCAACCGGGAGCCAACCGCUCAAUGGGAACAGCGUUUGUAUAUGUCUAUACUAUACACAAAAUGAUGACUAUUAAAAAGAGUCAUAUGUUAAAAUUGGAUGUUGGUGGAAGAUUUGCUAUAAACGUUGUUGAUAAUCUUAUCAUUGUUCAUCAUCAAUAGACAUCAAUGAUAUUUGACAUUAUGAUGUCUGGUGUGAGUGAUGGAACAGUAAUGCAUCAUACAAGUAUAACUACAGCAAAACCGAUUAAACCUUUUAAUCUCAAAGUACCAGGUACAACCUUGUCUGACCAGACGUAUCAGCCGUGUCAAUUAUAUUCUCCUAAUUGGGUUGUUUUCCAACCAAAUAUAAUAAUUGACGUAAAAUUGGGUUGUUUGUGGUAUGUCGAGCUCAGAUUGGAAGCUUUGGUGACAUUAAUCACGGAUAAAGUGCUUCUAGUAGAAUUUUUAAUGCAACGAUCAAAUGCUAAGCAGAUAUUAAUACAAGUUUUACAGAGUUUUAUGACACAAUUACCUGUAAGUUUAAUGGAGAUGCCAACUGUAUUUGAUAAACUUAACAUUGUGUACAGAAAUUAUUUAGAAAAUGAAAUACAGAACCAGAUGGGAAUGCCUUUACAGAAUAAUGUUAAAACUGUAACAACAGUGGCUGAAAAUUUUAAGUAUAAAUUAUUGCUCGAUCAAAGCGAUAUGUAUAGUCACAUAUUAUCCAAAUUUCCUGAAAAUACAAUAGAACCAAAGAUGAUAAUAUGGGUCCUACUCGAGUAUAUCAGAUCCUUAACUGAACACGGAAUACCGGUGCAACAUUAUUUGUACGAAUUGGUCAUCACGACAUUGGUACAUAGAAAGGCUUAUUAUCAACUGCAUCAAUUGUUACAGUACCAUGUGGUUACUGAUUCAAAGCCUUUAGCUUGCUUGCUGCUUUCCCUAGAAAACUUGUAUCCAGCGGCGCAUCAAUUAGCGUUGGACAUGUUAAAACGGUUGGGGAACGCGCAUGAGGAGAUAAUCGAAGUACUUUUAUCGAAGGGACAUAUCUUGGCUGCCUUACGAUACGUUCGUUCGGUGGGAAUGGCAGAUCAAGUAUCUGCAAGAAAGUUCUUAGAAGCAGUACUCUUUCAUUCGGUCUUUAAAUUUUUUGAGCAGCGCAACUUGAGGUUGCAUAACACCACGGCCUUCACCAAGGGAGAACAUUGCCAGCCAUACGUACAGCAUUUCAAAUACUUAUUCCAAGGAACGGAUAAUGAGUGCAAUUCGGAUACGAACUCGAACGUUACCACUAUUUCUUCGUAGGAUUUCAAUGUCGGUGUUCGUGAGAAUAAUAGGUAAAAAAAAUAAUCGACAUUUUAUUUUUAUUUAACGAAGCUGAUAGAGAAUUUAUGUGUUGCAGCUGCUUCGUAACUCGUAAAUUCCUAUAAUGUUGUAUAAAUAUAUAUUGUUAUGGAUUAUUUAUUAUGA